CAACUAGGUGGCGAUAACGCAAGGCAACGCAGCGUAGAGCAAGGCGACAGCAAGCCGCAGGCAGUACGCAGCAACAGUUAGCAGCAGCAGCAACAUCAGAACAGGGCCAACCACGCUCGCACAUACCGGUCGAACGACGACACGACAUCGGAUCACGACACUAGCCCGUCCGUCCCCUCACCGAGCAUCUGGCCAAGCCAGACAACUACGACGCACUCGUCAUCAUCAUCACACCUGCUCUCAACCUCCCACCCCCAACAAGCACGCAAAACAUGUCCCUCGCCAACCCCGUCAACCUGCUGCUCCUCCCGCCGCUCCUCUGGCUCCUGUACCGCGCCGUCUGGCCGUCAUACCCCUCGACGCCCAAGUCGCAGCCGACAAAGUACGACGGCGAAUCGUACAACUGGGCGCCGGGGAGCCACCCGGAAGUGAUCACGUCCAAGGCGUACAACACGACCGAGCUGGCGCAGUUUGACGGGCGCAAGUCGCCGCGUAUCCUGCUGGCCAUUGCGAAGAUUGACGGCGGGGUCGUGCUCGAGAGGACAGUGUUCGACGUGAGCGCCGGCAGCAACUUUUACGGGCCUGACGGCAUGUACGGCAACUUUGCCGGCCGCGACGCCUCACGCGGCAUGGCCAAGCAGAGCUUCGACGAGGACAUGCUCACGGACAUUGACAAGCCGCUCGACACGCUGGCCGACCUGAGCAAGUCUGAGAUCGACAACAUGCACGGGUGGCACGGGCACUUUAGUAACAAGUAUAUGGUGGUCGGGGUGCUCGAGUAGGUGUAAGGUGGUAUGCAAGCGUCAGAAGUGUG
This is a messenger RNA of Vanrija pseudolonga, 814 nucleotides long. RefSeq names its product Damage response protein 1 (gene DAP1). Gene Ontology annotation, cellular component: endoplasmic reticulum; endomembrane system; membrane. NCBI's taxonomy places the organism in Eukaryota, Fungi, Basidiomycota, Tremellomycetes, Trichosporonales, Trichosporonaceae. Bases 273 to 782 code for a protein of 169 amino acids. The transcript has 4 exons. The record is from RefSeq and is a predicted model, not a curated record.